Molecule: messenger RNA, 933 nt
Organism: Adineta steineri
Lineage: Eukaryota; Metazoa; Rotifera; Eurotatoria; Adinetida; Adinetidae
Source: the annotation of a GenBank genome assembly
AUGGCAGUAACAAAUUUACCUUUCGUACAACAAAAUAUGAUUCGUUAUGGUAUGAGCAUCUAUUUUGCAUUAGGUCUCGCAGGUAAUAUUUGCAAUUGCAUCAUGUUUACGAGACCAUUAUAUCGGCGCGCACCUAGUACCGUCUAUCAUCUUUCUUUUUCAAUUUUUGCUAUUCUCCAUUUAAUUUGGUCUGUUACUCCACAACUUAUUACACUCAAUUAUCCUGAUCCUCAAAAACAAUUGAUACUCUACUGUAAAAUAAGACUUUAUGGGAGUCAUGUUCUUGCAUUAUACCUUCGUUAUACCAUUGCGUGGGCUUGUAUGGAUCGAUUCUUCGCAACACGAGUGGAUAUUCGUCUUCGAUCAUUAAGUUCAGUUAAAGUAGCAGUAAUGCUUAUUUUCAUUACAUCUAUAGUAUGUCCACUGAUCGCCAUUCAUAUACCUAUUUUAAUGAAUAUAAUAAAUAAUAUUUGUGCAAUGCCUGGUUUGUAUAAAUUAAUUUAUCCAUUUUAUCAAAUUCCUGCAAUUUCUAUUCUACCAGCAGUAUUAAUGAUUACCUUUAGUAGCUUGACUAUUCGUAGUCUGCAUCAACGGCAUACUUCUCUAGUACAUGCUAAAAAAAGAGAUCGUCAUUUUUUGCGUAUGGUCACUGCUGAGGUCGUAGUGGUUGUAAUCACAUCAAUUCCUGAUUCAGCUAAUCUCAUAUAUGGGGUAGCAACACAUGAUGUUGUUAAUAAAAGUGCUCAACGACUUGAGAUUGAAUCAUUUAUUAGUUUUUUCACUCAAUUCACGAUCUACAUGAUUAGUGCCUCUCCAUUUUAUUUGUUUAUGUUCGUAUCAAAACCUUAUCGAAAAGAAUUCAUCAAUACAAUGAUCAAAUGUCAAACCAAGUAUAUGAAACGACCAAAUCGAAUCAUGCAUUCAACUACAUAA